UGACCGGCCAAAGCCGAGCCCGUGGGCCUUGCUGUAGUCAGACCUGGCCUUCGCCCCCCGCCGUCUGGGUUCCAGCUCCCAGUGGCCCUCCUUGUGCGCGUGCAGGCCGGGGGCGGCUCCACAGAGCAGGAGGCAGAGGGGAGCAGGAAAUGGUGGUCAGCGCGGGGGUCGGGAGGCGCGGAGCGGAGCACUCGGCUGCAGCAGCUCCCGCUGCCCCCACUCAGGCCCUCUGCAGGUCUGCGGGUCUGUGUCAAGUGUCGCGGUGGUGCACUCGGGCGAGAAUCGGAGGAGGAGGAGACAGCAAGGAUAGGCCCAGGUGCAAUGGAGUCCAAAGAGAAACAAGCAGUAAAAAAUCUCAACACGGAAAAUACCAACCAGGAAAAUGAAAAAAAUAAUGAAAAGGAGCAACAUGCCAAUAAAGGAGAGCCGUUGACCCUCCCUUUGGAAACUGGUGAAUACUGUGUGCCUCAAGGAAAUUGUAGGCAGUUCCGUGUUAGACAGCACAUCCUGCACUAUAGGUGGGAAAUGAUUCAGCGGCUUGGAGAGCCACAGGCAAGGAUGAGAGAAGAGAAUAAGGAAAGAAUUGGGGACGAGGUGAGACAGCUGACGAAAAAGCUGAGAGAAAAGCAGUUCAGUCACAGUCCGCAGUCAGUUAGCACUGACCCCCCUCACCAUGACCAUCGUGAUGAAUUUUGCCUUAUGCCUUGAAUCCUGAUGUUUUCUCUGAAGUUAAUAGAGAAAUAUCAGUUUUCUAAACGUAUAUGUUCAUGCUGUACCUUUGUUGUAAACCUUUUAGUGUUACUUGUUUCCAGUAACCAGCUUCUAAUUGAAUGUUCUGUUUUUGACCCAGUCUGUAAGUUUCUGUCAGCAGGUAAGUUUUCCUAUUGCAUGGAAAGAUGCUUAUUAUAUAUCAUGAAGUUAAUAAAGCAGUUUAAAAAAGCA
Manis pentadactyla (Chinese pangolin) is the source of this 942-nucleotide messenger RNA. Its product is annotated as protein BEX1-like. Gene Ontology annotation, molecular function: signaling receptor binding. The coding region runs from base 322 to 708 and encodes 128 amino acids. Gene Ontology annotation, cellular component: cytoplasm; nucleus. Lineage: Eukaryota; Metazoa; Chordata; Mammalia; Pholidota; Manidae. The record is from RefSeq and is a predicted model, not a curated record. Gene Ontology annotation, biological process: signal transduction. The transcript has 3 exons.